AAAGGUAAAGAAAGUGGAAAAAUUGGGAUCAAAAAGGGUACUGAGGAAAAAAAUACACAUGUACUAAAAAGCACAGUACCGGAGCAGAUAGAAAGAAGCACAGAGGGAAAAGAGGAGAGCGAGGUAGAUGGAUCCUGCUUAUGCCUACUCCAUCUCUCUUUCAGCACCAAGGACAGAACCUCUUAGCGGGUGACCCUAGCAACGUUCAGUUUAGGGUCCCUCCCAAAUCCUCCAGAGAAAACGGAUGCAUUCAAACGCAGCUAUAAAACAUGCACUAAGAUCUAAUAGGGAAGCUGGAAAAGGAGCACACAAGUAAUUUCACCUUAGAGGCAAAAAUGGGUGAUUUUCUUUCUGUUCAUGUAUAUAGUUUCUGUGUCCUGGGAAAGGCAAAGUUUGCUUUGCUUGGGUAUGUCUGCUGUCAGUAAAUGGCUGCAGGAGCUGAAGUGCUAAACUCCACAGUCUCCCGGAAUCAGAAGAAAUUUUCAGGGAAACCACUCAGGGUCACGCUCCUUUCUCUGAGCUAUGGCGCCUCUGAGCCAGCUGAGCGGCCACCUGAACUACACCUGUGGGACAGAGAACUCCACAGGUGCCAACUGGGCCCGCCCACAUGCCUACUAUGCCCUCUCCUACUGCGCACUCAUCCUGGCCAUCGUCUUUGGCAACGGCCUGGUGUGCAUGGCUGUGCUGAGGGAGCGGGCCCUGCAGACCACCACCAACUACCUGGUGGUGAGCCUGGCCGUGGCAGACUUGCUGGUGGCCACCUUGGUGAUGCCCUGGGUGGUAUACCUGGAGGUGACAGGUGGAGUCUGGAAUUUCAGCCGCAUUUGCUGUGAUGUUUUUGUCACCCUGGACGUCAUGAUGUGUACGGCCAGCAUCCUGAACCUCUGUGCCAUCAGCAUAGACAGGUACACUGCGGUGGUCAUGCCGGUGCACUACCAGCAUGGCACAGGACGGAGCUCCUGUCGGCGCGUGGCCCUCAUGAUUACGGCCGUAUGGGUGCUGGCCUUUGCUGUGUCUUGCCCGCUCCUCUUUGGCCUCAACACUACAGGGGACCCCAGCGUCUGCUCCAUCUCCAACCCUGAUUUUGUCAUCUACUCUUCAGUGGUGUCCUUCUACUUGCCCUUUGGAGUAACUGUCCUUGUCUAUGCCAGAAUCUAUGUAGUGCUGAGACAAAGGAGACGGAAACGGAUCCUUACUCGACAGAACAGUCAGUGCAUCAGUGUCAGGCCUGGCUUCCCUCAACAGCCCCUCCCUCCUGGUCAGGCACACAUGGAGCUAAAGCGCUACUACAGCAUCUGCCAAGAUACUGCCUUGGGGGGAUCAGGCUUCCAAGAAGGAGGAGGAGAGUUGAAAAGGGAGGAGAGGAGUCGGAACUCCCUAAGCCCCACCAUAGCACCCAAGCUCAGCUUAGAGGUUCGAAAACUCAGCAAUGGCAGGUUAUCAACUUCCCUGAAGCUGGGACCCCUGCAACCUCGGGGAGUGCCACUUCGGGAGAAGAAGGCAACACAGAUGGUGGUCAUUGUGCUGGGGGCCUUCAUUGUCUGCUGGCUGCCUUUCUUCUUGACUCACAUUCUCAAUACCCACUGCCAAGCAUGCCACGUGUCCCCAGAGCUUUACAGCGCCACGACAUGGCUGGGCUAUGUGAACAGCGCCCUCAACCCCGUGAUCUAUACCACCUUCAAUGUCGAGUUCCGCAAAGCCUUCCUCAAGAUCCUGUCUUGCUGAAGGAGGAGAGGCGGGAAUACUCCCUGUACCCAUUUCUAGCUACCAGGCUGUGGGGCCACUGGCCAGGGCCUGCUUAGAAAGACUGUGAUGUCCUCUGGCAUGUGCUAGGAAGAAGAUUCCUGGAGCCAGGACAUCCCCGAGUGGCUGAUAUAACCAAAAGCUUCUUCCAAAACAGAAUGUUCUACCUCCCCAGCUAAAAUCUGACUUCGUUCUGACAGUUUUCAAACGGUUGGGGAGCCCCUAAGUGAUAAGCAAUAAUUCAGAAAGGAGUUGAUAAAACAUGACUCACACAAAAUUGUCAUUGGAGGCAUGAUUCAUUACAGUGAAGGAAAAAUGAACAGAACUCAUUAUUCUUAACUUGCCAGGGAUCCUUGAAAUCUCAGCCAGUAAACAAUCUCACAGAGCAACCAAUCUCUCUUCUUUCAAACCUCUAAUUAACUGUCAUGCUAACCUUGUACUUUUGUGGGCCCAUUCCCUUUUGAUCAUUCCUUUCCUUCACUGUAUCUGGAAAUAUGUAUGGCAAGGCCAAAACUUCCACCUCACUGUAGAAUCCGAUCGGCUACAUUUGAUGAGGUGAAUUCCUCACUCCAAGGGGAACACUGUCCCACAUUGGGACCAGAGCUUUGUUUCAAACCUUGCUACCCCUGUCUUUUAGGUCUAGCUCAGUCCCUUUGAUUCAUUCCCUUAUUCUCUUGAGGCAGUCUCAGAGUCUCAGCUUCCAGAGUCAUUCAAGAUGGCGAUGCAAACUGCAGAAGAGAUGACAAUUCCCACUGUAGUAUCACUGUUGGACCUUGUGAUUCAGAAUGUGCCAUAGAUAUGCUUUUCAUAACACUAUAAAGUUUUCCUACCCGUGGCAUCUCCAUUUUUCUGCUGAUGUGAGACCCAGUAUAGUCAUGUGCUGCAUAAUGACAUUUUGGUCAAUGACAGACCACAUAUACUGUGGUUGUCCCAUAAGAUCAUAAGAGAUGAAAAAUUCCUAUCACCUAGUGAUGUCAUAGCCAUUAUAAUGUUGUAGCACAAUGCAUUACUCACGAGUCUCUGGUGAUGCUUGUGUAAACAAACCUACUAUGAUGCUGGUCAUAUAAAUGUAUACAAUUAUGUACAGUACAUAAUACUUGAUAAUAAAUGACUAUGUUACUGGCUUAUGUA
Lemur catta (Ring-tailed lemur) is the source of this 2874-nucleotide messenger RNA. RefSeq names its product dopamine receptor D3 (gene DRD3). Gene Ontology annotation, biological process: adenylate cyclase-inhibiting dopamine receptor signaling pathway; adenylate cyclase-activating adrenergic receptor signaling pathway. NCBI's taxonomy places the organism in Eukaryota, Metazoa, Chordata, Mammalia, Primates, Lemuridae. The record is from RefSeq and is a predicted model, not a curated record. The coding region runs from base 523 to 1725 and encodes 400 amino acids. Gene Ontology annotation, molecular function: G protein-coupled receptor activity; dopamine neurotransmitter receptor activity, coupled via Gi/Go. The transcript has 7 exons. Gene Ontology annotation, cellular component: plasma membrane.